Messenger RNA from Ornithorhynchus anatinus (platypus), 4764 nucleotides. RefSeq names its product synaptotagmin 1 (gene SYT1). Gene Ontology annotation, molecular function: clathrin binding; phosphatidylserine binding; calcium-dependent phospholipid binding. Lineage: Eukaryota; Metazoa; Chordata; Mammalia; Monotremata; Ornithorhynchidae. The record is from RefSeq and is a predicted model, not a curated record. Gene Ontology annotation, cellular component: axon; synaptic vesicle membrane; dense core granule. Gene Ontology annotation, biological process: regulation of calcium ion-dependent exocytosis; regulation of dopamine secretion; calcium ion-regulated exocytosis of neurotransmitter. The coding region runs from base 489 to 1757 and encodes 422 amino acids. The transcript has 11 exons.
AUUCCUGGAGCAGCUGCAGUGUGGAGAUGAUCUGAGCUCAGCUCCAACCUCCUCCUCCUCCUCCUGCAGCAACUUGAUCCCUUCCCGGGGGCGACCCCCCUCCCCAGCAAGGGUGUAGAGGGGGGGUGGGAGUGGGCAAAGACCACCCCCUCCCCAUCCCCACCCAAGCACCCCUUUUGUGUGGCCGAGGCCCCCCACCUAGAGAGCGUGCGUUGUGUGUGUGUGUGUGCGCCCGUUGUGUCCGAGGCUUCCCCUGAAGGACAGAAGUCGACUCCACCGGCACCUCUAACCAGGAAAAAAAAAAAACAACGCCACCACAAAAUUUCAAGUGAAGAAAAUUGAGAUUCAGAGAGGAAGACCAAUCCUGAGUUCUUCAUCCCCACAAAUUAUAUUGGCACCACUUUGCAUAAGCAAAGUGGAGUUCUGAUAGAGAAGAGGAGUACAGCAGUCACAGAAUUUAUAAAGUGAACACUUCUCCAGGAUCUAAAAUGGUGGGUGAGAGUCAUCAUGAGGCCUUGGCAGCUCCUCCAGCAACCACUACUGCUGCUAUUCUAUCCAGUAAUGUCACAGAACCAGCCAGUCCAGGAGAAGGAAAGGAAGAUGCAUUUUCCAAGCUAAAGGAGAAAUUCAUGAACGGGUUGAAUAAAAUUCCAUUGCCACCAUGGGCCUUAAUAGCUAUAGCCAUAGUAGCAGUCCUGUUAAUUCUUACCUGCUGCUUUUGUAUCUGUAAGAAAUGUUUGUUCAAAAAGAAGAACAAGAAGAAGGGGAAGGAAAAGGGAGGGAAAAAUGCCAUAAACAUGAAAGAUGUGAAGGAUUUAGGCAAAACCAUGAAAGACCAGGCCCUUAAGGAUGAUGAUGCUGAAACCGGACUUACUGAUGGAGAAGAGAAAGAAGAACCCAAAGAAGAGGAGAAGCUUGGGAAACUCCAAUAUUCCCUGGACUAUGAUUUCCAGAAUAAUCAGCUUAUGGUAGGGAUUAUUCAGGCAGCUGAACUGCCUGCUUUAGAUAUGGGAGGUACCUCUGAUCCUUAUGUCAAAGUGUUUCUGCUGCCUGAUAAGAAGAAGAAAUUUGAGACCAAAGUCCACAGAAAAACUCUUAACCCUGUCUUCAACGAGCAAUUUACUUUCAAGGUGCCAUACUCUGAACUGGGUGGAAAAACUCUGGUGAUGGCAGUUUAUGACUUUGAUCGUUUCUCUAAACACGAUAUCAUUGGUGAAUUUAAAGUUGCCAUGAACACAGUGGAUUUUGGUCACGUCACUGAGGAAUGGCGAGAUCUGCAGAGUGCUGAAAAGGAAGAGCAAGAGAAGUUGGGUGAUAUCUGCUUCUCCCUCCGUUAUGUGCCAACAGCUGGCAAACUGACUGUUGUGAUCCUAGAGGCAAAGAAUCUGAAGAAGAUGGAUGUGGGUGGUUUAUCAGAUCCCUAUGUGAAGAUUCAUCUGAUGCAAAAUGGCAAGAGGCUGAAGAAGAAAAAGACAACAAUUAAAAAGAACACUCUCAAUCCCUACUACAAUGAGUCUUUCAGCUUUGAAGUACCAUUUGAGCAAAUUCAGAAAGUGCAAGUGGUGGUAACGGUUUUGGACUAUGACAAGAUCGGCAAGAACGAUGCCAUCGGCAAAGUCUUCGUGGGCUACAACAGCACCGGGGCCGAGCUACGACACUGGUCAGAUAUGCUGGCCAACCCGCGGCGACCUAUCGCCCAGUGGCACACCUUACAGGUCGAGGAGGAGGUGGAUGCCAUGCUGGCAGUCAAGAAAUAAAGGAGAAGAAAAAGAAGAAAAUGAGAAGACAAAGACGGAGAAAGAGAAGCCUUUCUGCAUUUGCCCACAUAGUGCUCUUUAGCCAGUAUGUGUAAAUACCUCAGUAAUCUAGGUCCUUUCAUUUCUAGCCAUGCAUUCUUAACACAGAUCAGUGGUACUUCAAUUCCUGUUUUAAUUUGCACAACUUUAAAUGUAGAGAGCCUCCUAAGUCCCUCUUCACCCCUAUGGCCCUCCGAAUCUUCUUUUAAGCAAUAUGAUGUGUAGAUAGAGCAUGAUGGAAAUGAUUUAUCGUAUCCCACCGUUGUACAUACACCAGUAGGCUAAAACUUGAUUUCUAGUUUGUGUAUUUGUAUGUUGUAAUUGUUUCCUAAUCUGUGUAUAUCUAGAUGUUUUUAAUAAGAUGUUCUAUUUUAAAUGAUGUAAAUUGACUGAGAUAUAGGAGAGCUGAUGAUAUAUUAUAGGGUAAAUAGCGUAUUGUCUGCAUUCCAGUGAAAAUUCCAACUUGUGAGGCACUAGUACAGUUACACUGACAUCUUAAAGGACAACUUAAAUCUGAGCUUUCCACGAAACCAUUCCAGUACCGAAGUAUACUGACGCCGCAGAUCCAAAGGGUAAAUCCAACUUUGCGGAAUUCAUUCACAGGCAACCUAGCACGAUCUGAGCGGCUUCCCCAGCUCACCUCAAGGAAGCGUAGCCCUGGGCCAGGAUUCGACUUUUUUUCUGUACCUGCAAUCAAAAAGUUGCAGUCAUGGCUUUACGCUUACAACUGAGGGACCAGUUGAAUGGGAGGUAAUUCUUUCAUAGUACUGCAUAAUUGAGGAAUCACGUGAUAGUGUUUUGUGUGUACAUGUGUGUGUCUGCUCGUAUGGGUUGGGGGGGGUUGGUGGAGAAGAUGGGAAAGGAGCUGGGGAGGGGGGAAGUCAGUGUUCGUGAAUGCCCGCCAAACCAUAAAAAAGUAGCUCUCCGUGGUCACCUUUAUACACGUUGUGCAUAUCCCGUGGCUUCUGUCUCGGAUUCACACUCUCUAAUAACUCCGAAUGGGUUUACACAUUAGACUUUGUAACAAGAUAUUUUAUUAUACAAAAUCAGAUUAGAAGGAAUGCAGAAUAUUUUUAACACAGCCGGCUGGGCUCGUAACACAAAAUAAGUUUGGGGUAAACAGACAGUAUUGUAAUCCCAUCAAAAGUUGACAAAAUUUUAGCCAUAGUUCUGAAUGCACUUCAAUUAAGCCAAAACAGCUAGUGAUCUUUUUAUAUACUCUUUAUACUUAAAUAAGUUUUAAUUUGUCCUUUAAAAAGGUGAAACAAAACAAAGAACAAGUUCUAGAAAACUGAAGCAACCUCUUAUGUAUACUAGAUGCUCGUUUCAGGAGGAGUUUUUAAAUGUUUUCAAUGUUAUGCAGUAACUGGCAUUAUUAUGAAGCUAUUAGUCAUUCCAUAAGAGUCUUAAGGGACUGCUCUGUGUAUCAUUGUGACUACCGUGUGUGCUUAGAGACGUAGUUUUCUCAGUGAAGAGCAAUCGGUUUACUCUGUAGCGAUAUUGUAACGAUACUGCCAUUUCCUUCUCCUGCCCUGCCGAAGGCAUGCGUGUAUAGCAGAAACAGUUCUAGUGACUAACGGACCAAUUCAGAACUGAAAAGCUAUGCAGAGAAUGAGGAAGUCCCCUGCAAGUGAGGGACAACACAGCAUUUGUUGAGCACUGUGCAAUAGUCCAUAGAUUCCCCACCAAGCCCCCCCACCCCCCACACACUCCAGUAGAGAUCGUUGUCCCUCGUAUUCGAAGAAGACACAGGGAAGACAGUAGCCUGUUCACCUCUGCGCCUCGCCUUUUCCCUGGUAACUUUAGUGACGGCCUCUUCCCUUUCCCUCUAAUGACCUUUUUCAUUCCCAAGGCCGUGAAUGGAAGUCGCAGUGCUUCGGAGUAGAGGUUCUUUGAGGAUCACAAAGAAUCGAAACCAAACGGGAAUACGGAAGGGUGAGUCUAGGGCUUGGGCGUAUUUAAUCUCGUAGCACCUUGCCAGAACCCCGAUUGGAAGAGAUGGUCAAGGGGGGGGUCGGCGAUGAUGUAUCUUGAGGACAGACUGGGUUUUGGCUGGCGAGGGGUAGGUUUCCUGCUUCAUCUUUUCCUAGUUGUGGAGGCGGGGGGCUGUUGCAUCAUUUGUUCAUAGCCAUAGAGAAGCCACCGACAACCUUAGAAGUGGAGAAACUCUAGAACAAAUGGAGUAGCGAGAGCCCCCUCCCAAAGCGAAGUAAGAGACUCCUUGAGCCUCAUUCCUUUCUUGGACAUUAAAGUGUGGAAAAAGCACCAGACGCAUGUGAGAUGAAACAUUUGUAGGUCGAGAAAAAUUCAAGAGGGACUCUUUUAAUCACAACUUUAAAGGACCAAACCCCACCAAGGAGAGGGGCUAGGUGACUUUUCCAGAAAUGUCACUUCACCGAAUCUAGCUUUUAGGUUGUUCGUAUAAAAGCGAAACAUCGAAAUGGACAGGUUCAAACUGUCAGAACGAACACAUGUUAUUUGCCGCAUUGAGUAAGCACCCUUAAUGCGUUCUCUUCCAACACUGCCAGACUGUCACCGUAGAACUUAGAAUUGGUCGGUCCUUUGCCAUCAUUCUCAAGAGAGUGACUGAACCUGCUCUGUGACCAAGACGACAGUUUAUCCUCAAAAGAAAGACCUCACGUACCUUUCUGACAAAGCUGUGUAAAGUAUUAGAAUCUGAUGCUGUAGAAAGAUCCUAGUUGCCUUGGUGUAUACUUACUGCCUGCUUAUGUGUUUCUCUAUGUGGUUUUUCUCUGUAUCUUGUAGAAUUGUUGGGGUGUUUUAUCCUGCCAUAUGGCUCGUGGCCCGCGAGCUGACAACUUUAGCCGUAUUUUACCUUCAUUUUGAUGAGGUGGUUUAAAUUUUGUUUCACUUUGUGUAGUGAAUAUUCCACAGUAGUUUUCCGAUUGGUGUUAAAUGACUUUAACCUAUUACACAGAUAUUCAAUAAAAAUGUUUUAUUUCCUGUU